Syzygium oleosum is the source of this 1520-nucleotide messenger RNA. RefSeq names its product soluble inorganic pyrophosphatase 1. Gene Ontology annotation, cellular component: cytoplasm. The transcript is spliced from 10 exons. The record is from RefSeq and is a predicted model, not a curated record. The coding region runs from base 637 to 1269 and encodes 210 amino acids. Gene Ontology annotation, biological process: phosphate-containing compound metabolic process. Lineage: Eukaryota; Viridiplantae; Streptophyta; Magnoliopsida; Myrtales; Myrtaceae. Gene Ontology annotation, molecular function: inorganic diphosphate phosphatase activity; magnesium ion binding.
GUGCUGAAGAAGGAAGAAAAAAAAAAGAAAUUUCACAUCAUUGUUUUUUAUACACAUCAGCAACCAUGUGUCCUUUUGUUAGUGGAUGAGAGUAAAAUAUGCACGCCACGUCAACGGCUGACAGCAUAGUACUAAUGUUGAAGCAUGAUCAAGCGGAUUCACCGGAGAAGGAAGUGUAAUAACCAAAUGCCGCACCACUCCAACGUUGCAAAGACUUUGCGAAGAUUUGUGGACAGCGAUGAUGAUUAUAGUGGUGUUGAAGGAAUUGCCAGGUUUUGCGCAUCUGGGGAGGAGACAUCCACGGAUCCAGGAUCUAAAAAUAACCAAACAAACCCCACCCCCAACAUGUGGAAGCACAACCUGUCUCCUCUCUGCUUAAUGCUCUGACAGCCAAGUUCAUGUUUAACCACUCACACCCCUCGCGUAUAUAACAUAUGCCCUUCUCUUAUGUUCCUCUUACAAUCCUUUCUCUCUCUACCUCUGCAGGUACGCUGUCCUUCUUGCUUGCAUCGGCACUGAUUUCUUCCUUGUGCUUCCUCACAAGAGCCUGUAUAAAAUUAUAGCAUCUUUCUUUGAUCCUGGCGCAGUUUAGUGUAGCCUAUUUACUUGUUAGGCGAACUCUCUCACCAAGUCGAAAUGAGUGAAGGUGAUGGAAGCCCUUCAGAUCGACCAGUCCCGCGCCUGAAUGAGCGGAUUCUUUCCUCAUUGUCAAGGAGAUCCGUUGCUGCUCAUCCUUGGCAUGAUCUUGAAAUUGGACCUGAAGCUCCCCAAGUUUUCAAUUGUGUUGUUGAGAUAACAAAGGGAAGCAAGGUCAAGUAUGAACUUGACAAGAAGACUGGACUCAUCAAGGUUGACAGGAUAUUAUACUCAUCUGUAGUCUAUCCUCAUAACUAUGGCUUCAUUCCCCGAACAUUAUGUGAAGACAAUGAUCCGCUUGAUGUAUUAGUUCUCAUGCAGGAACCAGUCGUUCCCGGUUGCUUUCUACGUGCAAGAGCCAUUGGACUGAUGCCCAUGAUUGACCAGGGAGAAAAAGAUGAUAAAAUAAUCGCAGUCUGCGCUGAUGAUCCGGAAUAUAAGCACUAUACCGACAUCAAACAGCUCCCACCUCACCGCCUUUCAGAAAUACGCCGCUUUUUUGAAGAUUACAAGAAGAACGAGAACAAGGAGGUCGCUGUGAAUGAUUUUCUACCCUCAUCUACCGCAACUGGAGCCAUUCAGUAUUCCAUGGAUCUUUAUGCAGAAUACAUAUUGCACACCUUGAGGCGAUAGACAAGUGUUGCUGGUGGCCCAUUCAAUCUUUGAAGAUAUUGAGGUGUUACAUCAAUUUUUUUUUUUGUUGGGGUAUGAAUAACUUGCAAUUGUCUGGUUGCUUGGACAUUUUGGUCCAGUCCAGGAUGGAGAAUAAGCAUUGUAUUAUGAUGGAUUGUCUAAGAUGGUAAUAAUGUAUUGUUGGGACAGAGGAAGAUGCUAUAUCUAGCAUUGAGGUUCAAUCUCCGAAAUCAAGAAGCUUUUCAUUCUUA